This is a messenger RNA of Penicillium longicatenatum, 216 nucleotides long. RefSeq lists its product as uncharacterized. The transcript has a single exon. NCBI's taxonomy places the organism in Eukaryota, Fungi, Ascomycota, Eurotiomycetes, Eurotiales, Aspergillaceae. The record is from RefSeq and is a predicted model, not a curated record. The coding region runs from base 1 to 216 and encodes 71 amino acids.
AUGGGUAUGACCGGCCACUACGAGUACCUGAAUGCUGAGAAGCUUCAUCUCCAGGCUACUAGCAAUGAUACUUCGAUUGCUUUCGUUGAGGGUGCUCAGCACACUAUUGUCACUUGCACUGUGUGUGAGUCUUACCCUGGUGAAUAUGGCAACACUGCUGAAACUUGCUUCAACUACGUCGCUCAAUGGCUGGCCAAGCCCGGUCGCUUCCUGUAG